AUGUUUGCCUUACAACAGGUUUUAAGGACGUCAAGGAGAGGUUAUGCUGUAGCAGCUCAGCAAGGUGCAAAGAAAUCAAGGUUUGACAAUAAAGCAUUGAAGCCGAUGAUCCUGCUACUAAUAUUUGGCUCAGUAUUGACUAGCGUCACCGCUCAACAACAGAAGCAUGCAGAUAUGGUUAGAAGAUACGAAAUGAAGAUUGGUAUUUUGGAGGAAUUAAUAGAGAGAUCUAAGAAAGGCGAUUUUAAUUACAAUGCAGAGAAAGAGCUCGAGUUAGUGAACAAGUUGUUUGCUCGUCAUGAAAAGGGUAAUUCUGUUAGCAUAGAUGAGGAGGCGAAAUUAAUUCGUGAACAGGCAGAAAAGGAAAAACUGAAUCGUGAGAAGGUAAUAAACAGCAUGAACUCGAAGCUUGAGGAAGAGUCUUUCGAGAGCAUUUUUAAGGAUAUAAUGAAGGAGGUCGACCAGCCCAUCGACCAAGUAUCCGUUGCUCCUAAGAAGCUGGAUGCGGGAUCUAUGAAGGAAGGCUCAGAUGAUAUUAUUGUUGACAAGGAAUGGUUAGAGUAUGAAAACAAGAGAGAGAAAAAGAGCUUGGAAUUUAAACCUUCCACCGAAAAGCACGUCAUCGUCGAGAACGCCGGUGAUUACUCUACAGCAGCAGCACAAGAUACUGAAGUUAAGAGAUUUUUGUAA
Kluyveromyces marxianus DMKU3-1042 is the source of this 690-nucleotide messenger RNA. It is a transcript of the gene INA22, whose product is annotated as Ina22p. The record is from RefSeq and is a predicted model, not a curated record. The transcript has a single exon. Bases 1 to 690 code for a protein of 229 amino acids. NCBI's taxonomy places the organism in Eukaryota, Fungi, Ascomycota, Saccharomycetes, Saccharomycetales, Saccharomycetaceae.